AUAUCUAGAAAUAUCUAGAAAUUUAAAAUUGUUAAACUUGUUUAUAUACAGUCAUACCUGAUAAAACACAAAUGUUUUACAGUUAUUAAGACACAUGACCUCGUGACGUCCUGUUUGAGUCCUGGUUUCCUUGGUAACAGGUAGGGUGCUCUCCCACGGCACGUGCAGGUUCACAUUCCAGCAGGUUUAUUGGUUUUCCUUGAGAGAUGGGUGGACCACUUGACUCAGCCAAAUCUUCUCUAAAAGGCAAAGCAGACAGAUUUAUGCUUAAUUCCUGUCUCAAUCUGCACUGCACCAGCUACCAACAUGACUAUGGUAAAGAAGGCUUCAGUCCAUGCUUAGGUCACCGUCAUCACUAUGGGACAGGCUACUCUGCCAAUCUGAAACCUGCUGUCUACUACUGCCCCAGCCUUGAUCUGCAUGACAACCCCAACCUCGGUUACCAGUCCCAAACUAAGCGACAUUACCAGUCACAGACUGUACCCAGUGGAGCCGAGGAUCUGCCCAGAACGAGAGACAAGAGCAGAGAAAGUGGCUACCUGCAACUUCACACAUACCCCAGACCUAAAUUAGUAUCAUCCCAGACAGAGUAUAAAUGCAGUUAUAUUCAUCAGAGACCCAAACUGUCAGUGUACAGUAAACAUGAGAUUGUGGGUGCUAAAGAGGAGAGUGGAUUUACUGAUGGCAACAACCUGCAGUACAAUAUACUUCUACCCCAAGACAUCCCAAGGGGAGAAGCUCGGCUGAUGCAGAGCAGCGUAAUGAAAAUGGACUUCCGCCCUAUGGUUUGCCUUCAGGGCAAUGAAGUGUUACCCAAACUGGUCACUCAUGCUCAUCGAGAGACUGCAUUCACCAGAGAUGCUAAAGAACCACCAUCAUGCCCUGAUUCUCAAACCGUGUGUCCUCGUGACCACAGACAGAAGAGCCUGCUGUUUUCUGAGAGAACUAUUGGACAGAAGGAAGACUCAGGCUUCGUCCUCAACACGCCCAUCCUCAAGACCCCGUCAGACACAUCGUAUGACCCACUGCGGUUCCUCUCACACUACCACACCAAGUUUUGUAACAAGGCAGCUUUUGAUACACUUAAGGCAGGCUGGAAUAAAGGAGGGGUUCACAAACACAGAGCGAGUGGAUACAGUGCUCGAGACUCUGACAGGUAA
Molecule: messenger RNA, 1160 nt
Organism: Tachysurus vachellii
Lineage: Eukaryota; Metazoa; Chordata; Actinopteri; Siluriformes; Bagridae
Gene: saxo4
Product: stabilizer of axonemal microtubules 4
Exons: 11
Coding region: 207-1160 (317 amino acids)
Molecular function (GO): phosphatase binding
Source: RefSeq, a predicted model, not a curated record